AUGGAAGAGAUACUGUUAGAGCAAAAAUAUAUAGACAUAGCAAUAUAUGAAGAGAAAUUUGAAAGAAUGUUUACAAGUAGAGAGGCCUUGAUUGAUUGGGUUAAAACUGUUGGUAAGAGAUAUAACAUGAUUGUUGUUAUGAAAAAGUCCGACUUCGGCCAAGUUGGGAGAAAACCAAGAAUUGAUUUUGCAUGUGAAAGACAUGGUUCAUAUAGGUGUAGGAAUACUAACAAAGAAAAUGAAAAACGAAAGAGACGAAGAACUACCGAAACAAAAAAAUGUGGAUGCCCAUUCUUAUUGAAUGGAAGAAAAUUGAUAAAUGGUGAUUAUUGGAUAUUGAAAGUGAAAUGUGGGAGAGAUAAUCAUGACAUUGCCCAAAACCUUGAAGGACAUUCAUAUGCUAGGAGAUUAACUGAGAAAGAGACUUCAAUUUUAGUAGACAUGUCAAAGAAUCAUGUAAGACCAAAGAAAAUAUUAUAUACAUUGAAACAAAAUGAUGACACAAAUGUUAGCACAAUGAGGCACAUCUACAAGGCACGUCAGAAGUUCAUGCUCAAAGAACAAGCUGGAAGGACACAAAUGCAACAACUAAUGAAUAGACUUGUUGAGAAUAAGUACAUAGAGUUGCACCGCACCUACAUGGAGACGAAUAUAGUUCAAGAUUUAUUCUGGGCACAACCAUAUUCAAUAGAUUUGUUGUGGGCUUUUCCUCGUGUGAUAAUUAUGGAUUGCACGUAUAAGACAAAUAGGUAUCGCCUACCGUUGUUGGAAAUAGUAGGUGUCAUUUCUACUGAUUUAACAUUUUCGAUCGCUUUUGCAUACUUGGGAAAAGAACGUGAGGAAAACUACGCAUGGGCUUUAGGGAGAUUGAAGAGUCUAAUGAACGAUAUAAUAAUGCCUAGUGUUAUUGUUAUUGAUAGAGAGCUAGCUCUAAUGAAGGCCAUUGAAAAAAUAUUUCCAACAUCUACUAAUAUUUUAUGUAGAUGGCACAUUUCAAAGAAUGUGUUGGCAAAAACAAAAAAAUAUUUUGACAAUCACAAGGACCAAUGGGAUGCCUUUAUGCAUAUGUGGAAUUUGUUAGUGCUUUCAACAUCCAUAGAAGAGUACAAACAAAAUCUAAAUAUCUUAUAA
This is a messenger RNA of Olea europaea var. sylvestris, 1131 nucleotides long. Its product is annotated as protein FAR1-RELATED SEQUENCE 5-like. The transcript is spliced from 2 exons. Gene Ontology annotation, biological process: regulation of DNA-templated transcription. Bases 1 to 1131 code for a protein of 376 amino acids. Lineage: Eukaryota; Viridiplantae; Streptophyta; Magnoliopsida; Lamiales; Oleaceae. The record is from RefSeq and is a predicted model, not a curated record.